Coniophora puteana RWD-64-598 SS2 is the source of this 866-nucleotide messenger RNA. RefSeq lists its product as uncharacterized. The record is from RefSeq and is a predicted model, not a curated record. The annotation marks the transcript as partial. The transcript is spliced from 2 exons. Lineage: Eukaryota; Fungi; Basidiomycota; Agaricomycetes; Boletales; Coniophoraceae.
UCAUAUUCCCUAGCAUAUAUCAGAAAGCCACGUAUGCUAUCUCUAGCUAACACAGAUUUUUCGGAUCAAGGAAGGUAGUGGUCACUCCCUCUGAAGCGCCUGAAGCACUUUGAAACGCCCGUUCUGUACUACCUCCGGUCCCCCCGGGCCAUGUGCCCAGCCUCCAGGCGUGCACGACCUUGUCUACCAGUACAGCUUCAGACCACAGCAAACUCUGACCAAUACACCCUAUCCCCUCCAUCCUCACUUUCCCUCGACUACAAUGAAUAGUGACCAUGCAUUGACCAAGCAAGCUGCUUGGGAGAAGCUCGCACAAACAUGCGCUCACGGGGCCAUCUACGACUCGCAAGAACGUCAACCGCAUUCAAAGUGUCUCCCGGGGACUCGCAAAGACUUCCUUGAAUCACUGUGUGCAAUCGUGGAGUCGGGGACGCGGAACAUCGUAUGGGUAGUUGGUGAUUCUGGGUCGGGGAAGUCGACGGUAGCACACACCUUCGCAGAUGAGCUCAGUCAGGAGGGCUUGCUUGCAGGCACGUUUUUCUUUGCGCGAAACAACCCUCGAAGGAACACAUUCGACCUCGUCUUCCUCACCCUAGCUUAUCAGCUAGGGCUACAACAUCAUGUUACUCGUGACAUCAUCGCCACUGCCAUCUCCGUUGAUCCCUCCCUUCUCGAUCCCGCCAAGUCUCAUGUGGACCAGCUCGAGAGGCUCGUCGUGCGAGCUCUGAAUAGCCUGAAGCUUCAAUGGGCUAACAAGAACAUGUCCAUCGUCAUUGACGCUCUGGAAGAAGGUGCCACAACAAAUGGUACAUCUCAUGUCGAGCCCUUCGUCACCUUACUCGCCCGUCUCACACGGAACCACAACC